Heterostelium album PN500 is the source of this 546-nucleotide messenger RNA. RefSeq lists its product as uncharacterized. The transcript is spliced from 3 exons. The coding region runs from base 1 to 546 and encodes 181 amino acids. NCBI's taxonomy places the organism in Eukaryota, Evosea, Eumycetozoa, Acytosteliales, Acytosteliaceae. Gene Ontology annotation, molecular function: protein binding. The record is from RefSeq and is a predicted model, not a curated record.
AUGUAUUCGGCAGGACCUUCAGGUUUACAGAAUGCACCUGUAACAAAGAUUAUAUUGAUAACAGUGAUUGGAAGUACAUUAUUGAUAAACUAUAUUAAUGCAAAACAUAGAGGAAGAACAGCGGAUACUGCGUCGGCCAUUGGAAAUAUUUCACUUUCACCGUUUGCUCUCACUGCAAAUCAAUUCUACUUUAGAUCUCUCGGUGAACUUCUCACUGGUUCAAUAUUAAUCUAUUCCUAUCGUAUCUUUGAAAGGUUGAUGGGAUCAUCAAAAUAUACUUGGAUCGCGCCACUCGUCAACGCACCGCCUGCGCCAACUUCACUACGUCCACUGAUCGAGCAACAACAACAACUACAGAAUCUGCGCCGUCACCAACAACAACAACAGCAAUUCCAAACACCAUUCUUACAAGCGGUACUGCCCUCCGAGGAAAACAUAGCAAUGCUCGUAUCCAUGGGAUUCCCACGCAAUUUGGCUGUCGAAGCACUUCAACGUACCAAUAACAAUCUCAAUGAUGCAACCAACUUUUUAUUAGGUGCAUUAUAA